AAAACCUCCGGGUAGGAACACCACACGUACAAGCACUAUCAAAGUGGACUUUACCAGAUUUAUUACGACUAUACAAAACUCUGAUGAAUGUGCGCCGUUGCUUUAGAGGCAUUACGGUAAAGUGGGGGCGGGGCUAAGAUCUGACCCGGAAGCUUUCCGGUGUUGACACAUGUUCGCUGGUCCUCGCGUUUCCCGCCUGCAAACAAACAAACAAACAAACAAAACAAACAUGUCUUCUAAGAAGAGCAAGAAGAAAAGUCAACGCUUGAAUGAAGGACAAGACUCUGACAGCAGGAACUCCUUUAACGUCAUCGAUUUCAUCGAACAAGCUGAGGAUAAAACCCCCAGAAGCUGCAGGUCAUCCCUCGCCCAGCUGAGCCUGACCUCCUUGAAGUCGGCGGGCGUGAGCAUCGGCAGGCCGGUCCUCCUGACCAGUCCAGCCAGCGGGCGGCAGGAGGUGUGCCUGGGAUGGCCGGCCGCCACCUUCCCAGGCGGGAAAGUGGGCCUGCACAGGUGUGUCCAGAACAACCUGAAGGUGAGAGGCGGGGACCAAGUGACGCUCCAUCCUCUGACGGGUGCCGUGCUUCAAGCGGAGGAAGUCAUUCUCUCCCCCAGGUCCAAGGAUGACAAACUCGACACAGACCAGUUCAGGAGCUUCCUGCUCAAUUCCCUCGUUGGCAACGUCGUUCUCCCAGGAAACGUCUUGUUCUUGACGUACUUUGGACGUCCGUGCAGCCUUUUUGUCGACAAGGUGCGAGGCGAGGACGGCAGCGUCCUCCAGGGCCCGCCUCCGGACGCGGAGGAGUCCUCCAUCAUGCUGGACUCCACUCCUGCAGACCUUUCCCUGCAGCUCAGCCUGCUCGCCAUCGACGACGACGGCGGCGGCGGGGGGCCGGGCUCACCCGCCGCCAGCACCCCACACAAACCCACCAGCUCGCCUCCUCCGUCCUCGCCCACGUCGCCCGUUUGCGAUGCCCUCAAUGCCCCCGCGGACCCUGAGGAGAGCAGCACCAGUCUGGAAGGUUCCUUCAGCACUGAGCAGGCUGAGCAGGCCCCCGCAGCUCCCCCUGCUGGCUGGUCAAGCACCAGCACCUUUUACCGCCUGUGCAGCACCACCCGAGUCACUUUUAGGACGACUCGGCGGAAAAACGCGCCGAAUAAAGAAGAUCAAGGGACAAAAGUGACCUACAGCAUGAUUGGCGGCCUGAGCAGCCAGCUGGACGUCAUCAGAGAGACCAUAGAACUUCCUCUCAAACACCCUCAACUCUUCUCCAAAUAUGGCAUCCCCCCUCCCAGAGGAGUUCUUCUGUACGGACCCCCCGGCACAGGCAAGACCAUGAUUGGCCGAGCCAUCGCCAACGAGGUGGGCGCUCACAUGACCGUGGUCAACGGGCCGGAGAUCAUGAGCAAGUUCUACGGAGAAACGGAAGAAACGCUGAGGCAAAUAUUCACUGAAGCAUCGCUCAGGACGCCGUCCAUCAUCUUCAUCGACGAGCUGGACGCCUUGUGUCCCAAGCGAGAUGACGCCCACAACGAGGUGGAGAAACGAGUCGUGGCUUCUCUGCUGACGCUCAUGGAUGGCAUCGGUUCUGAGGGCCACGCAGGACAGCUGCUGGUCCUGGGGGCCACAAACAGGCCCCACGCCCUCGACCCCGCACUGAGGCGCCCGGGACGCUUCGACAAGGAGCUGGAGGUGGGCGUUCCCAAUCCCGCCGAGCGCGCCGACAUUCUGCGGAAGCGGCUCGCCUCCAUCCCGUGCGACGCCACCGCGCAGGAGCUGACGCAGCUGGCCGACGCCGCUCACGGGUACGUGGGGGCGGACCUGGUGGCUGUCUGCAAGGAGGCGGGUCUGCAUGCGCUGAGGCGAGCGAUGGGCUCGUCAGCCAAGCUGACGGACCAGCAGCUGAUGGGGGAGGUGAGGGUCUCCCAGGAGGACCUCCAGUGGGCCAUGAGGCUGGUGAAGCCCAGCGCCAUGCGGGAGGUCGCCAUCGACGUGCCCAAGGUGCGCUGGGCCGACGUGGGCGGCAUGGAGGACGUGAAGCUGAAGCUGAGGCAGGCGGUGGAGUGGCCCCUGAGGCACCCGGAGGCCUUCGCCCGCAUGGGCAUCCAGCCGCCCAAGGGGGUCCUGCUGUACGGGCCGCCGGGCUGCUCCAAGACCAUGGUCGCCAAGGCCCUGGCCAACGAGAGCGGACUCAACUUCCUGGCCAUCAAAGGUCCGGAGUUGCUGAGCAAGUACGUCGGCGAGUCGGAAAGAGCGGUCCGAGAGGUGUUUCGGAAGGCCAGAGCCGUCGCUCCGUCCGUGGUCUUCUUCGACGAGAUCGACGCCCUGGCCAGCGAGAGAGGAAGAUCCUCGGCGUCCGGCGGCGUGGGCGACAGGGUGCUGGCCCAGCUCCUGACGGAGAUGGACGGCAUCGAGCAGCUCCGCAACGUCACCGUGCUCGCCGCCACCAACCGGCCGGACAUGAUUGAUAAGAGGGCGCCACAGAUAACUACUUUUCAACUUCAAACCUGAUGCCACGGUUACAGGAAGAAGGAUGCAGAACAGUAUCCCUUUAAACCCUUCAAUGCCGUUUACAAGUUAUGUCAGCUUGCCUCUUUUUUGUGGGUCAGAGAAACUUCUGUAAGCAAAGCAUUAUUUCAUUAUGAAGACUUUAUUGGUAAUCCUACCUGGGCGGGGUGGAUGUGGCUAAUUGCAAUCACCGCCAGAUCCUGCCCGGUGUGAUUAGCGGGCGGCUCGCUAAAUAGUCCAUCAUCAGCAAAGUGGAGCGUUUCCUCCCUUUUUUGCAUCCAGAGCGCACAUCUGUGAUUGUGUGUGUGUGUGUGUGUGAAUGUUCUUGUAUUUCUAACUUUCUUGAGACAUGAAGAAGGGAAAGUAGCUUCCAUAUGAGGAGGUGUGAACAAGU
Nerophis lumbriciformis (worm pipefish) is the source of this 2903-nucleotide messenger RNA. RefSeq names its product AFG2 AAA ATPase homolog A (gene afg2a). Gene Ontology annotation, cellular component: cytoplasm. Gene Ontology annotation, molecular function: ATP binding; ATP hydrolysis activity. The record is from RefSeq and is a predicted model, not a curated record. Lineage: Eukaryota; Metazoa; Chordata; Actinopteri; Syngnathiformes; Syngnathidae.